AAACCGAAAUAAGUUAAUCAAUUAUAGAAAAGAUAAAACUACAAAUAUCCAAAAAACUAGGGUUUGUCACCUUCUUUUUCAGUCUUUUUCUCUCCGCUCGGCAGCCGCAACCAAAGAGAGCUUCAGAGCGACAAUGACAACCGUCGUUCCAACCUCCGAAGAAGAUCCUGCGCUCGCCGUCGUCCGAUUCACGGCCGACCUCGCUUGGGCGGAUGCUGGUCCCGAUGUUGCGGAGCCGCAAGUGACGAGGCUUUGUAUGGAAGCGCAAGAGUGUAUGGUGAUGGGAAGAUGGCUGGAUUUGGCUUCUUUAAUGCUUACUUCUGCCGAUUUAGUCUUUUCCAAGGUCUCCGAUAAAGAUCUUGAGUGUAUCUUCACUGUUAUAUGCAAUCUUGUCUCAAAGCUUGAAAAUCCAGCUGAAGAACUUGAGGUGGCAAAACUCAUAUCCACAAAAAUCACUCAACAACCAAAUGACAAGCCUGCAAUGCGUUUAAAGAUUUUGUUUAAUCUCUAUAAUUUGUUGGAGGGACCAGAUAGCCGGUUCUUUGUAUACAUGCGAUCUUUAAAUUUGGCAUUGAAUGGGAAAGUUACUGAACAUAUUAUACCAUCUUUCAAAAAGAUUGAUAGUUUCUUGAAAGAGUGGAAUAUUGGGGUCAAGGAUCAAAGGGACCUCUUCCAUAACAUUGCAAAUGUACUGAAAGAAAACAAAAGUUCAGCAAAGGAUUCUUUCAAAUUCUUGACCAAGUAUUUGGCAACUUUCUCUGGUGAGGAUUCAUAUAGCAUGAGUGAAGCCAAGGAGGAAGCUGUGCUCACAAUUAUAGAAUUUGUGAAGGCACCAGACAUGUUUCAGUGUGAUCUAUUAGAUAUGCCUGCUGUUGGGCAAUUGGAGAAGGAUGCUAAAUAUGCAUUGGUCUAUCAGCUUCUGAAGAUCUUUCUGACUCAGCAGUUGGAUGCCUAUCUGGAAUUUCAGGCUGCAAAUUCUACUUUAAUGAAAAGUUAUGGUCUUGUUCAUGAAGAUUGUAUAACAAAGAUGAGGUUGAUGUCAUUGGUUGAUCUUGGCUCUAAUGAAUCUGGACAAAUUCCAUAUGCCCUCAUCAAGGAUACUCUACGGAUCAAUGAUGAUGAGGUAGAAUUGUGGGUUGUUAAGGCAAUAACUGCUAAGUUAAUUGACUGUAAAAUGGAUCAGAUGAAUCAGGUUGUGAUUGUGAGCCGCUGCACUGAGCGCAUUUUUGGACAGCAUCAAUGGCAGUCUCUUCGAUCAAAACUAGCAACAUGGAGGGGUAAUGUUGCCAGUCUAAUCAACACCAUUCAAGCAAACAAGGUUGUUGAAGAAGGCUUACAGGCGACACAAGGGAUGGCAAUUCGUUAGAGUUAUUCUUUUAUAGCUAUUUUUGUUAGCCAUUUUGUUUGUAAGACUUUGUUUAUCCAGAAUACAUCAGAUUGAGAGUGUGCACUACUUUGUACUCAAGGAUUCCCAUGGUUUUCGUUGGAUCAUGAUCCAAAUGAAUCGAAAAUUUUACAGUGCAAUUCUUGAUUCUAUUUUGUUCGCAAGCCUACCCAUGCCAAAUUUUGUCAGGAUGGAUCUUUAUUUUUUUCAUUAUUAUUAUAUUUUUAAGUGGGGGUGCCCUUCUGGAUGGGUAAGGUGCACACACACGCACACAAUAUGUAUGUCUAUGUAUAUAGAUCAAUGUUCGUGCAUUGGAAGAAGGGGCAAGACAUUAUGUAUCAUAAUUCAAGAUACUACAUAUAUUCAUGCAUUGGAAAUUAUUGAUACAAAACAUGCUGGUGUUUUAUAAUUGAACAUUAACAAAAAGGUACAAAGUUAACAAGAAUGUUAAAAGAAUCCUUUGAAACGUAAUACAAAAACCAAACAAGGUCAUUUAUAUAUGUUAGCAUAAAUAUGUAAGAGAACAAGAAGACAAACUUCCUAGGACAAAAGGGGGACUCUUUAACUGCCUGAAUGAGAGAUGGAGCUUGAGGUCCAAAU
Molecule: messenger RNA, 1984 nt
Organism: Durio zibethinus
Lineage: Eukaryota; Viridiplantae; Streptophyta; Magnoliopsida; Malvales; Malvaceae
Biological process (GO): cytoplasmic translational initiation
Cellular component (GO): eukaryotic translation initiation factor 3 complex; cytoplasm
Molecular function (GO): translation initiation factor activity
Source: RefSeq, a predicted model, not a curated record